UCAGUCUGAGUCUGGCGGUUACAAGCUAAGACAUGUUUUCCCGUCUUCACAAGCGUUUUGGGAGGGGGAACGUCGAUUGUGGAGAGACUAGAGUGAAGGAGUCUGGCCUUUCGUCUCAAAGUAAUGAUGGACAAAGACAGCACUUCUGGGGAAUGUGUAACGCUGGGAGAGAAACAUCAUCCCAUGGAAGUGACCUAAGCAAGAAUCAGGCCAAGAAGGAAAAGGAGAGGCUGAUUAAAGAGCUGCAGGUCAUUACCGAGGAGAGAAAUGACCUGAGAGAUCGCCUGAGGUUUCUGACAGAGAGAUCCAUGAAGAACAGACCACACUUCAGGCCAAAUCCAUAUUAUGAAGACCUGGAGAGAAUGGAGGAGGCGGUCAUGUCAAUUCUGCACAACUUAGAGAUGGAGAACACUGAGGUCCAUGAGAACAGCCAUAAGCUGAAGAAGGAGAUUAUCUUCUCUAGAAACCUGCUCAGCCAGCUCCUGAUGGAGAACACAUGUAGGAAGAAGUUGGUCCCACUGAAGCAGGAGAGCAAGGAGGUAUAUCUUGAUUGUGCACUGAACCAGAAAUAUUUGGUUGGCUUCAACAAGAAAGAUAAAGACCAGCAACGUCCAGACCAGCAUCAUCUGGUCUCAGAAAGUGCAAGAGAGCUGGAAUUGGACACACACCAGUAAGAGAGCUUCCUGAAGAAUAAGUUGCAUUCUCAGGAGUCCCUGAUGACAAACAUCCUGAAUGAAAACAGCACCUGAGAGACAACUUGGGGGACUGCCUUUCAUUAUGUGUGCAAGAGGAGAAACAGCAAUACAUCUGUGCUUCUAAAUGUUCAUUAAGAAUGUGCUGUUUAGGGGCUGGGGAUUUAGCUCAGUGGUAGAGCACUUACCUAGGAAGCACAAGGCACUGUGUUCGGUCCCCAGCUACGAAAAAAAGAACCAAAAAAAAAAAAAAGAAUGUGCUGUUUAGAAAUAUGUUUUUUAUGAUUUUAAUUGAAAUUUUCUUUUUGUUGUUUCAUAUUUAUAUGUCCUUGUUACUGUUUUUAUCUUUUCAA
Messenger RNA from Rattus norvegicus (Norway rat), 1045 nucleotides. RefSeq lists its product as uncharacterized. Lineage: Eukaryota; Metazoa; Chordata; Mammalia; Rodentia; Muridae. The record is from RefSeq and is a predicted model, not a curated record.